UGUCUAUCCAGGCAAAGAUACCUUAAAGGGAGGAAGGGGGAGCAGCGGGUGGUCCUUUCCAUAUGGCUUGUCUAGUUGCGUCAAAAUGCUGUGCAUCCUCAUUAGUGAUGUCACGGUCUGGUGCAACAGGAUUGUGAUACUCCACCCUGCCAAAAUUCACCUGUUGAGUCACCUGGAGCCACGCAGCAAUCCUAGACUGGAGGCACUGGAUGCAAGAAGUCGGGCAUGGGAGGUGUCUACUCAAGUGAUAGGAUGGCGGGAUUUUUCUCCUAUGAGAGCUCACAGGUCGACUGGUGUGAAGACAACUACAAACACUCUGAGCAUGUGGUGGAGUUCUUUAACACUAUGAGCAGCUUCAUUUUCUUCAUUAUAUCUCCCAUCAUGCUCUACCUCCUUCACCCUUACGCCAAAGAGAGGAACUUGGCAAUCCAUCUGGUCUGGGUCAUGAUGUUAUUCGUAGGUAUCUUCUCUGCCUACUUCCACAUGACUCUCAGUUUUGCCGGCCAGAUGCUGGAUGAGCUGUCAAUCUUGUGGGUGUUGGCAGUGGGAUACGCCAUAUGGUUCCCACGCAGACUGUUCCCUUCUUUUAUAAAAGACAGGUCCACCUUCUCAAGGCUCAUCCUGGUGGUUACUGUCAUCACUUCCGUGUCCUCCUUUGUCCAACCUACAGUCAAUGCCUAUAUUCUCAACUGCUUCGGCCUGCACAUGCUCUACAUUCUAGCUAAUGAGAUGAGAUGCUGUACUGACCAGAAGGUUUUGAGACUGGCCAAAUUGUCGGUGGCUUUGUGGAUACUGGCUAUCUCCUGUUGGAUUAGUGAUCGUUUUAGCUGUGGAUUUUGGCAGAAGCUAAACUUCUGCUACUUGCACAGUAUCUGGCACAUUUUGAUCGUGAUAGCUGUGGCAUAUGGGAGUACGCUGAUAGCUUACCUGGAUGCCAACUACGAGAUCCCCUACUCACUACCUGGACUGCAGUACUGGCCCUGUGAUGAAUGGGCACUUGGAUUACCUCACAUUGUCCUGAGAGGCACAACAAAGACACUCAAAUGGAGCGAAUUCUCCUGUUGACCACAGACAGCCUCAAUGAAAAAUUCAGAAGAAAUGUGAUAAAGCUGGACUGGAGAGACUGCCUGGCAAGCCUCAAAUGGGAAUGUUCAACUCUUAACAACAUGUAUCGUUCUUCUCAUUGUAUCCAAUUCCACAUCCAAACUGAUUAGCAAAACUCAGCCAUGUCUUCACUUGUGAAGAUAUUAAUUGCACGUGACACACAAUUUCCUUUUUCUUUUUGGGGGAUCUUAUUUUAUUCUGUUAAUCCAUCCCAUUUUUUAAAAUCAGUUUAAUUCAUUCCAUGACCACACUUGUAUCUCAACUCAUCUUUCCCAACUGAAAUGAAUGGAAAUGCUUGUAAUCUGUUCUACCCCAUAAAUAACACCAACCAAGAUAUUUUGUAAUGCGUUUUUUAGAAAAAAAAAAAAAAAAAAAAAGCACUCCACAGUAGUGUUCUUUAUAGAAACAUGCACUGUCCAGAUAGUUAAAUUAUAACUAAACAAUUUGUGCUUCAUGAUUUCAUUUUUCUUUUUUUCAUAAUUUCCCACUUAAAUGCCCAUUGACAUUGUGCUCCAUCCGGUGUGUGCGCUUUGGCCACUAGGGGGCUGUGUACAUAUUACAUGUAGAAGAGUUACACAACUCAGUGACACAGUAAACUGCAGUAAUAUCAGUCAUAUUUCACGGCUUUUAGCUAUUCUGUUCUGUUCCAUUGAAUGAUUGAUUGCUAUGAAAACAAAUAUCAAUUUGUUUAAACCACAACAUCAACACCAUUUAGCACUGGUAUCUCAAAUUUUUGUUCGCAACCCAAUCAUUGGCCAAGCGACAGCUCGUACCUAAAAAAAACUCGUAAAUCGAGGUUCAACUGUACUUCUUUCUUUGCAGUGCAAUUUUUUUUAUCUUCCCUCACAAUGUAUAAGCACAGGAAAAGCACAAUGGACGCCAGCCACACUUGUCACUGGAGAACCAUGCAAUUUCUCCAGCAGAAAAAAACGUCGCAAUAAUAAUAAUGAAAAGUUACAAUUGGUAUUUUAUUAUCAUUAAUAUAAUGGGUUUGAUUACAAACAUGCAAGUGUUUUCUUUUUUAAUAGUCAUCAUUUGUACUGGAUAAUAAUAAUUAUCUGGGUUUACUGUUAGAAUUUCCAAGCAUCUCCCUGAGUGUCCAACAAAGGGUUAAAAAUGGCAGAUAACAAUUGCUUUUUAUCAUCAACGUCCAGGGACGGUGAUUCAUUAAAACAUUAUGGAAUAAAGAUGAUGUUUAUCAUUGCCGUGCCUAAAGAACUUUUGUCAAGGAAAUGAUCAUUCAAAUUAUAAUAAAGUGCUUGUUUGUGAAAUCUAUUUCACAUCAUA
This is a messenger RNA of Phyllopteryx taeniolatus (common seadragon), 2391 nucleotides long. It is a transcript of the gene acer1, whose product is annotated as alkaline ceramidase 1. Gene Ontology annotation, biological process: ceramide metabolic process. Lineage: Eukaryota; Metazoa; Chordata; Actinopteri; Syngnathiformes; Syngnathidae. The coding region runs from base 226 to 1065 and encodes 279 amino acids. The record is from RefSeq and is a predicted model, not a curated record. The transcript is spliced from 8 exons. Gene Ontology annotation, cellular component: membrane. Gene Ontology annotation, molecular function: hydrolase activity, acting on carbon-nitrogen (but not peptide) bonds, in linear amides.